AUGGCUACAGCGGUAGACGUAAAUCAAGGAAUUACCGGUGAAAGAACUGCCACUAUACGAAAUUAUAAUACCAAUCCACGGCUAACAUAUAAAACAGUUACUGGCGUUAACGGCCCAUUAGUUAUUUUGGGUGACGUGAAAUUUCCUCAGUACGCUGAAAUAGUUCGGUUGACAUUACCUGAUGGGACCAAGCGUUCUGGACAAGUUCUUGAGAUUACUCGUAAUAAAGCUGUUGUUCAGGUUUUUGAAGGUACAGCAGGGAUAGAUGCUAAAAACACUUCUUGUGAGUUCACGGGCGAUAUUUUACGGACUCCUGUGUCGGAAGACAUGCUUGGCCGUAUAUUCAAUGGUUCCGGUAAACCAAUUGAUAAGGGUCCACCGGUAUUGGCUGAAGAUUUCCUUGAUAUUACUGGUCAACCAAUCAACCCAAGAUCUCGAAUUUAUCCUGAAGAAAUGAUCCAAACUGGAAUUUCUGCUAUCGAUGUUAUGAAUUCGAUUGCUCGUGGUCAGAAGAUUCCAAUUUUCUCUGCUGCUGGCCUUCCUCACAACGAAAUCGCUGCACAAAUUGUUCGUCAAGGUGGUCUUGUAAAAUUGCCAAGUAAACCUCACGAUGCUGCUGAAGAUGACUUUGCUAUUGUUUUUGCGGCAAUGGGUGUUAAUAUGGAAACUGCACGUUUUUUCAAGCAAGAUUUCGAGGAAAAUGGUUCAAUGGAAAAUGUUUGCCUAUUUCUAAAUCUCGCGAAUGAUCCAACCAUUGAACGUAUUAUCACGCCACGUCUUGCUCUCACUGCUGCUGAAUUUUUGGCUUACCAGUGUGAAAAGCAUGUGCUUGUUGUCUUGACUGACAUGUCUUCAUAUGCCGAAGCCCUUCGCGAAGUAUCAGCUGCUCGAGAAGAAGUUCCUGGACGUCGAGGCUUUCCAGGUUAUAUGUAUACUGAUUUGGCUACUAUCUAUGAAAGAGCUGGUCGAGUGGAAGGACGUAAAGGAUCCAUAACUCAAAUUCCCAUCUUAUCCAUGCCGAAUGAUGACAUCACACAUCCAAUACCUGACUUAACUGGUUAUAUCACUGAAGGACAAAUUUAUGUAGAUCGUCAAUUACACAAUCGUCAGAUAUACCCUCCUAUUAAUGUACUACCGUCAUUAUCACGUUUGAUGAAGUCAGCUAUUGGUGAGGGCAUGACGCGUGAAGAUCAUUCAGAUGUUUCAAAUCAACUUUAUGCUUGUUAUGCUAUUGGAAAAGAUGUACAAGCAAUGAAGGCAGUAGUUGGAGAAGAGGCUUUAUCUUCCGAUGAUUUGCUUUACCUAGAAUUUUUGACCAAAUUUGAAAAAAAUUUCAUAUCCCAAGGUAACUACGACAACCGAACGGUAUUUGAAUCCUUAGACAUUGGAUGGCAGUUGUUACGGAUAUUCCCUCGUGAAAUGUUGAAGCGCAUCCCUGCGACAACAUUAGAUAAGUAUUAUCCACGAGGUGGAGCAACAAAAGAUAUCAAGGAAACAAAGGGAAAAGAUGUAAAAAAAUAA
Molecule: messenger RNA, 1521 nt
Organism: Thelazia callipaeda (thelaziosis nematode)
Lineage: Eukaryota; Metazoa; Nematoda; Chromadorea; Rhabditida; Thelaziidae
Source: the annotation of a GenBank genome assembly